GAGAGCCGUUCAAUCAAAGCAAUUCUUGCUUUUUUUACUUCAGGUUACCCCUACGAAGGGGUUGAGUUUAUAUUUACAAACCAUAUGUUUGGGUAAAUUCGGCUUAAAACCAUGUGGUAGUUAAAGGGGCUGUGAUAUAUCAUAAGUAUAAAGGUAAAUAACUAAAUUACCAAAAAUGAAAAGGAGUCUGCAUAUUUUUCUCACUAUUUUUGUUACCAUUUUUGGUGCCGAAGGGGCAGAAGAUGAAUUGGACGCAGUUGUUGCGAUUUACAGACACGGUGACAGGACUCCGGUGAAACCUUAUCCUACGGAUCCCUAUAGAAAUGCAUCUUUUUGGCCGGUGGAUUUUGGACAGCUGACUAAUAGAGGCAAGCUCGAACAGUUGGAAUUGGGAAAAUGGCUGCGAAAUCGUUACCAGAAUUUCCUGCCGAUACUGUACUCCGAAAAAGAUAUAUAUGUACGGUCUACCGAUGUGGACAGAACUCUCAUGUCCGCAGAGGCCAACUUGGCGGGGCUUUACCCACCCGUCAGUAAACAAAUAUGGGACAAAGAGAUAAAAUGGCAGCCCAUCCCCAUCCAUACCGUUCCCGAAACAGAAGAUGCAAUUUUAUCCGCCAAGAAACCUUGCCCGAAAUACAACCUGCUCCAACAGCAAUUAUUUAAGUCAGACUAUUUCAGGAAUAUCACACACAGGAACCACGACUUAUACGCUUAUUUAACGAGGUACUCCGGUACAACGAUAUCGACUCUGGAAACUUUAGAGUUCCUUUACAAUACAUUCCUCAUCGAAACUUUGUAUAACUACACUUUACCUGACUGGGUUCUGAAAGUAUAUCCGAAUAAACUUGAACCGUGGGCUUUUUUGAGCUUCGCCACCCAGACCUACACUACUGAGUUGGCACGACUGAAAACCGGGCCCUUUUUUAGCGAAAUCAUAACGUAUUUUAAAGAUGUCGGCUCGAAGAAAGCGGACGUACCAAAGUUUAGAGUUUAUUCGGCACACGACACCACCAUAGCCAACGUUUUGAACGCGAUGGGUGUCUUCGAGUACCAUUCGCCCCCUUACGCCAGCACGAUUCUCUUUGAGCUAAGGAAACGAAGUAACGGUAGGAACUACGUGAAUAUAUUUUAUAAAAACACGACGGAGGCUAGACAGUUAAAUUUGAAACCGUGCGACGUCAACUGCGAUCUCGCCGAUUUCAUAGCCGUUUUAAAGCCCAUUACCGUUUCUUUAUCCGAGUGGGAGGAGGAGUGUAAAUUGAAAUGGUCGUAUAGCUGGCCGCUUAACUUGCAGGGGAAUAUUAUUUUACUGAGUAUUCUUAUGGGUAUUAUUUUGAUGACUACCGGUAUAAUAGUCGGGUUAAAGAGGGUUAAAAAGGAAAAUGAAGCCAAUUACGUUCAGUUACCGAAUGAAGAAUAUGCUUGAUUUUUACAGCAGUAUUAUAAUAUAGACGUAAGAUUUGUUUUUGCAUCGGGCAAUGGGGAAUGUAGCACAAUUUGAUUUUUACGUAUUUGGACACAAUUGUAAAAUAAACGCGUGGUACGUGUACCAUUAUUUUAUUUUAUCGGAAAACGCAAAACAAAAAAAUACGAUAAUGAUUAAAGCACAUUGAGUUUCCUUAAUAUGGAUAAAAAAAGUGUGCCAUAGAAUCAAGUUUUAUGGAAUAAUUUUGAUUUUUAAAAUAAUUUAUACAGAGUGAGCCAAUAAGGAAAUAAAUUCAGUAUAUCACACAAUAUUGUUUAAAAAAGUCUUAGUCCAGUUACUCAGGGUUUUUACCUCGGAAUUCUUUAUAACUGAACCCAUUGAUGUGAAAUUUUGACUUAAUGUGGGGAAUGCUUCAAGGAAUAAAAGUUAUAUAGCGCUGAAGUGUGC
Molecule: messenger RNA, 1873 nt
Organism: Anoplophora glabripennis (Asian longhorned beetle)
Lineage: Eukaryota; Metazoa; Arthropoda; Insecta; Coleoptera; Cerambycidae
Product: lysosomal acid phosphatase-like
Exons: 3
Coding region: 176-1426 (416 amino acids)
Biological process (GO): dephosphorylation
Molecular function (GO): phosphatase activity
Source: RefSeq, a predicted model, not a curated record